Microtus ochrogaster (prairie vole) is the source of this 4555-nucleotide messenger RNA. It is a transcript of the gene Ddx21, whose product is annotated as DExD-box helicase 21. Lineage: Eukaryota; Metazoa; Chordata; Mammalia; Rodentia; Cricetidae. The record is from RefSeq and is a predicted model, not a curated record. Gene Ontology annotation, molecular function: RNA binding; RNA helicase activity; ATP binding. Gene Ontology annotation, cellular component: cytosol.
GCGGGCUGAGAGGCGGUGUGCGUUCUCUCUCUCCUUUGCACGCGGUGCAGGAAGCCGGUAGGCCUGAGCAGCUCGUGCUGAAUAAUGCCGGGAAAACUCCGCAGCGAGUCCAGGUUGGGAUCAGACGCGGCCGAGGAGAGCAUGGAGAAGCUGCCGAAGUCAAGCGACAAGAAAACUAAAAAAGAAAAGACAAAAUCCAAGACCGAAGAAGCAACAGACAGAACGGAAGAAACUGUUUCUUCCAAAGCCAAAUCAGUUAAAAAGAAAGGGCCUGCAGAAGAUGAUGUGGAGCCCCCUAAGCCCAAGAAGACCAAGAAGCAAGAGGAGGCACCUCAGGACGACACUGCUUCUAAAAGCAAGACCUCCAAGAAGAAAAAGGAGCCCCUUGACAAGAAAUCGGCCUCUACUAAAACCAAAGAAAUAAAAACUGAGGAACCUUCAGAGGAAGACACAGAUGUUCCUAAGCCCAAGAAGAUGAAGAAAGGAAAGGAAGCAAAUGGAGACAUUGGAGAGAAAAGCCCCAACCUGAAGAACGGAUUCUCUCAUGCAGAGUCGAGUGACGCUACUGGCGAAGACAGCAGUGAGACAGAGAAGGAAAUACCCGUGGAACAGAAAGAAGGCGCUUUCUCUAAUUUCCCCAUAUCUGAAGAGACUAUCAAGCUUCUCAAAGCUCGUGGGGUGAAUUACCUGUUUCCUGUACAAGCCAAGACAUUCCACCAUGUGUACAGUGGGAAAGACUUAAUUGCCCAGGCACGGACAGGAACCGGGAAGACAUUCUCCUUCGCCAUCCCUUUGAUCGAGAAGCUUCAGAGUGGGCUACAAGAGAGGAAGAGAGGCCGUGCUCCUCAGGUACUAGUUCUCGCACCUACAAGAGAAUUGGCAAAUCAAGUGAGCAAAGACUUUAGUGACAUCACAAAAAAGUUAUCGGUGGCUUGCUUUUAUGGUGGAACUCCCUAUGGUGGUCAAAUCGAGCGAAUGCGGAGUGGGAUUGAUAUCCUGGUUGGGACCCCGGGUCGUAUUAAAGACCACCUGCAGAAUGGAAAGCUGGAUCUCACCAAACUUAAACAUGUUGUCCUGGAUGAAGUUGACCAGAUGUUGGACAUGGGUUUUGCUGAUCAAGUAGAAGAAAUUUUAUGUGUGGCAUACAAGAAAGAUUCUGAAGACAACCCCCAAACAUUGCUUUUCUCUGCAACUUGCCCUCAUUGGGUAUUUAAUGUUGCUAAGAAAUACAUGAAAUCUACAUACGAACAGGUGGACCUGAUUGGUAAAAAGACUCAGAAAGCAGCCAUAACUGUGGAGCACCUGGCGAUUAAGUGCCACUGGAGUGAGAGGGCAGCGGUCAUUGGGGAUGUGAUCCGAGUGUACAGUGGUCAUCAGGGACGCACUAUCAUCUUCUGUGAAACCAAGAGAGAAGCCCAGGAACUGUCACAGAAUUCGUGCAUAAAGCAGGAUGCCCAGUCGUUGCAUGGCGACAUUCCACAGAAGCAAAGGGAAAUCACCCUGAAAGGUUUCCGAAAUGGCAGUUUUGGUGUUUUGGUGGCGACCAAUGUAGCUGCACGUGGCUUAGACAUCCCUGAGGUUGACCUGGUUGUCCAAAGCUGCCCGCCGAAGGAUGUGGAGUCCUACAUUCACCGUUCAGGGCGGACAGGCAGAGCUGGAAGGACGGGGGUUUGCAUCUGCUUUUAUCAGCACAAGGAAGAGUACCAGUUAGUGCAAGUGGAGCAGAAAGCGGGAAUUAAAUUUAAGCGGGUAGGUGUUCCUUCUGCAACAGAAAUAAUAAAGGCCUCUAGCAAAGAUGCCAUCAGGCUUUUGGAUUCUGUGCCUCCCACUGCCAUCAGCCACUUCAAGCAGUCAGCUGAAAAGCUGAUUGAGGAGAAGGGGGCUGUAGAGGCCCUGGCAGCCGCGCUGGCCCACAUUUCAGGGGCCACAUCGGUCGACCAGCGCUCCUUGAUCAACUCACAAGCGGGCUUUGUCACCAUGAUCCUACAGUGCUCGAUUGAGAUGCCCAACAUUAGCUAUGCUUGGAAAGAACUCAAGGAGCAGCUGGGCGAAGGCAUUGAUGCCAAAGUGAGGGGGAUGGUCUUCCUCAAAGGAAAACUGGGAGUUUGUUUUGAUGUCCGCACUGAAGCAGUCACAGAAAUACAGGAGAAGUGGCAUGAUUCAAGACGCUGGCAGCUCAGUGUGGCCACGGAGCAGCCAGAGCUGGAAGGACCCGUGGAUGGAUAUCGAGGUGGCAGGGGUCAGCGUGAUGGCAACCGCGGUGCAUUCAGAGGACAGCGGGGUGGAAGCAGGAACUUCAGGGGGCAGGGGCAGCGAGGAGGAAAUAGAAACUUCAGAGGACAGCGACCCGGAGGUGGCAACAAAGGCCAGAAGCGGAGUUUUAGUAAAGCGUUUGGUCAGUGAGUAGAGGCUAGCAGGAACUGUUCACACUGUGGACCCCACUGCCCUUCCCCCUGUCAAAGCCCCCAGUGCUUCCUUCCUUUUUGAUCAUUUGCUCAGCCCCCAUUCCUUGUAGAGAGAUGGGCUCUGGACUGUUUGAUCUAACAUCAUGAGCUGUCUUCGUAGGAACCCAGUUCAUCAUUUUCCAACAUAGUGUCUAAUUUUACAAAGUAAAGCCGGCCGUGGAUCUGUCUGUCCUUAAGUGUUGACUUUGCAGUGUGUGCGUGCACUGGGGCCUGAUCUCAGAACCUCACGUGCCGAGUGUGCACACACCCUACAACUAAACUCCAUCUCUACUCCCCAGAAUAUCUCUCAGUAACGUCCUCCAAAGAAAAUCCCUAAGGAAUGGCUGCCUCUGGUCUCUGGAGGACCAUACAUCAAGGGUUUUUUUCCCGUGAUACUUGGCCUCCUGGCCUGUUGACAAACAGUCGCUAGUGUCUGUAUGUGUGUGCUGAGGUUUGAUGCUGAACAAUGCUUUUCAGUGCCUAUCAGACUUAGCUGAUUUGAACAGUUUGUGGUAAGUUCUGGAUGUGGAGGGUGGAACGCAGACAGUAUAGAUCUCUUCAUAGUGUCUCCACAUACUCUUGUUUCUCAGCAGAAGGUGUUCUGGUGAAUUCUCCAUAGUGUAUAUAGAAGUACAUUUUUAUAGGAGCCAGUGUCUUUAAAGUUAGGUUCCAAAUGUCUGAAAUUUUUUCAUCAGUAAUAAGACUAGAUACAUGGUAUUUAAGUGCUUGUGCCCUUCUUUUAGAAGAUUAAUUUGCCAGGAAGUAAUUAAGGGAAGAGGGCUCAGUUGUUAUUGCUGAAGAACUUUUCAGGUCUGGUGGUGGUAGCACAUACCUUUAAUCCUAGCACUAGGGAGGCAGAGAGGCAGGCAGAUCUCUGAGUUCAAGGCCAGCCUGGUCUAGAGUGAGUUCCAGGACAGCCCCAAAGCUACAAAGAGAAACCCUGUCUCAAAAACAAAACAAAACAAAAAAUGUUUCCAAAAAGCCACAAUAAAAGAAUCUCAUCUUCACAAGUGAGGAAGCAGGAGGAAGCUUGCUUUAAAUGGUGACCACUCUGAGUCAUGACUCUUCAAGGAACUGUAUCUACUAGUGGGCAGAGUGGGACAGUUUUCUCAGUGGCCUGGAUCUUAAGCCACAGCAUAAGAUCUGUUUCUGUUAGGCUGCUUCACUAUUGAAAAGUUAUCACCAUUUAGAGAAUUCCAAAACAAGUUGUACCAUUGAAGUUGUUGCUUUGCGGGAACUGAAGAACUCAGCACCCGGCCCAGCAACAACUGACCCAGUUCUCCGCGGUUCUUUCUCUGGGAACCAUCCCACCUAGCACAAGAACCCCAAGUGGUGGGUCCUCAUGCCUUCCUGGAGAUUCUUUACAGGGAAUCGUAGGACAGACUCAGAAAACCAGAAUCACAUGCUCUGUCUUGUUUCCUCCAAUUGUUUAGAUCAGCUAAGAUUGUCAGGCUCAUCCUCUGAUGGCAGUGUGAGCGGUGCCUCUGGCCUAGCACCACAGGGCUCUGAUCACCGCAUCAGCUUCAGUUUUCCACUCUGACCAGAUGGUUCUUGUCCUCUGUGCUUGGAAUUCUUUGGAAAUUUUUCUUUGUUGAUGACUGUGGCUUAUAUAAGUUUUGGUUUUGCCCAACCACUGGGCAUGCUUUAGUGAAACCUUUCACUAUUAGGAUAAGAAUUUGUGCUGUAGCACGCUGAUGGCAGAACAUGCUGGCCUUUCAGGGGAAGAGGCUAAAACCUGGUUUUAGCCUAUGGAAAAAUGAUCUGCCAUAAAUCAAACAAUGAAGGGAAGGCUAUAUAGUACACACUGUAAGUGAAGCAUAGGUCUCUGAACAAAUAAAGAUAGGUUUCGUCUAUAUCCCAGAAUCUAAACAAUAUUUAUAUGUAUAAUUUAGCUGUUGUUUGGUUUAAAUGGGCUUUAUUGGGAAAUGUUAUCAUUUUUACUAUUUUCUACAGAGAAAAUAUUUUCCAGUUUCAGAUAACUCUGGAUUUUGAAUUAUACCUGUUUUUCUGUUCAGUCUGUCUGUGUAUUGUACAUAAACUGUUUGUACCUUCAGAUGACUCACUGUAUAAAGUACUGCAUUAUGCCGUAAUAAAGAUACUAAUGCUUUAUA